Poecile atricapillus (Black-capped chickadee) is the source of this 4415-nucleotide messenger RNA. It is a transcript of the gene NFYA, whose product is annotated as nuclear transcription factor Y subunit alpha. Gene Ontology annotation, cellular component: CCAAT-binding factor complex. Gene Ontology annotation, molecular function: DNA-binding transcription factor activity, RNA polymerase II-specific; RNA polymerase II cis-regulatory region sequence-specific DNA binding. The transcript is spliced from 10 exons. The record is from RefSeq and is a predicted model, not a curated record. The coding region runs from base 170 to 1213 and encodes 347 amino acids. NCBI's taxonomy places the organism in Eukaryota, Metazoa, Chordata, Aves, Passeriformes, Paridae. Gene Ontology annotation, biological process: regulation of transcription by RNA polymerase II.
UUGGGCGGCCGAGGCCGGGCGGGGCCCCGCCCCUCGCCCCCUUUGUCCGCGGUUGGGCGCCAUUUUGCGCGGCGGGCGAGUGCGGGCGCUGAUUGGGCUUCGGGGCCCCGCGGCGGAGCCAAUCAGCGCGGGGCGCGGACCGGGCAGCGCGGCACGGGGCUGAGGCACCAUGGAGCAGUACACGACCAACAGCAGCAGCUCCACAGAGCAGAUCGUGGUGCAGGCAGGGCAGAUCCAGCAGCAGCAGCAGGGAGGUGUCACAGCUGUCCAGCUGCAGACUGAGGCCCAGGUGGCAUCGGCCUCAGGCCAGCAAGUCCAGACCCUCCAGGUAGUGCAGGGGCAGCCGCUGAUGGUGCAGGUGAGCGGGGGCCAGCUCAUCACCUCCACGGGCCAGCCCAUCAUGGUGCAGGCCGUGCCCGGGGGCCAGGGCCAGACCAUCAUGCAGGUGCCCGUGUCCGGCACGCAGGGGCUGCAGCAGAUUCAGUUGGUCCAGCCAGGUCAGAUUCAGAUUCAAGGUGGGCAGGCUGUGCAGGUACAGGGGCAGCAGGGCCAGACCCAGCAGAUCAUUAUACAGCAGCCCCAGACUGCAGUUACUGCUGGCCAGACACAGACCCAGCAGCAGAUAGCAGUGCAAGGCCAGCAGGUUGCCCAGGCUGCUGAGGGCCAGACCAUCGUGUACCAGCCCGUGAAUGCUGAUGGCACCAUCCUGCAGCAAGUUACAGUCCCUGUUACAGGCAUGAUCACCAUUCCUGCAGCCAGCCUGGCUGGAGCCCAGAUUGUCCAAACAGGAGCCAACACCAACACCACCAGCAGUGGCCAGGGGACGGUCACGGUGACACUGCCAGUGGCUGGGAACGUGGUCAAUUCAGGGGGAAUGGUCAUGAUGGUGCCUGGAGCUGGCUCCGUCCCAGCCAUCCAGAGGAUCCCUUUGCCUGGAGCAGAGAUGCUGGAAGAGGAGCCCCUCUAUGUCAAUGCCAAGCAGUACCACCGCAUCCUGAAGAGGAGGCAGGCACGGGCCAAGCUGGAAGCAGAGGGAAAAAUCCCCAAAGAGAGAAGGAAAUACCUGCACGAGUCCCGGCACCGGCACGCCAUGGCCAGGAAACGGGGAGAGGGGGGCCGCUUCUUCUCCCCCAAGGAAAAGGACAGCCCUCACAUGCAGGAUCCAAGUCAAACCAACGAAGAAGCGAUGACACAGAUGAUCAGGGUCUCCUAACCCCUGCUUCCAGGGAAAAACACCUGAAGGGAAUUCCCAUCCCUCCUGCCAGCCUGUCCUGCCUGCCCAGAGUGUCCAGUGAAUCCUGGAGUGGGACAAUCUCCAUGCCACAGCCUGUCCUUUUCCACAGAGCAAGCACCACGUGUUGAGGAUGUGCUUGAGGUUUUACCUCUACAAAAAGAACCUUUCAGACUUCCUUGGUGCCCUCUCCUGAUCCAUCCCACACAGGGAAUUUGGAGUCUGAGCGCUCAUCCCUUUGGUUUUCCUUCAUUUUCCCACCUCAAGCUCCGUGGCUGGUGCAGCUCAGCCCUGUCCAGGAACAGAUUCCAGCUCCUGCAGCCAGCCCUGAGUGGCUGCACCACAGGCCUGUGUUUGUCCAGCAGAGAUUUGGUAUUCCAUCCACUCCUCACCCCUUUGGACUUGGUUUUCCCUGAGCUGGGCCCUGCUGUUGCACUUCAGACCCUGGCAGAAACUGAAGGGGAUUCUUUUCAAUUCCACCUUGUAAAUGUGUAAAGAAGCUCUUCUCUGGGAAAGGAUCAGCCAUCCAAUCAAUGCUAGAAAUAGUCAAGAUUACUGCAGGACUUGAUGUGUUGUGUCUCUGUUGCAAGUGGGGUGGGAGAGGGAGAUGUGGGGGGGAUUGGGUCAGUAAAUCAGUCUCUGGGUGGGUUUGGAUGUUCAUUGCCAGUACUUGUUGCUUUGGAAGAAAACUGGAUCCGAGUAUAAAAAGGAUUGAAACUUUCAAGUGAAUCUCUUCCAAAGGAUAUUUUUUUUGCUGUUUUUGUUUUUUAAAUCUUCUUUCUCACCUGCCAGUGAAGACCAUGGUUCCUCCAAGAGACGUGGAGCCCGCAGUGUCAGAGUGGCAGCACUUGUCCAUUGUUGGGGUGGAGUUUCUGAUGCCUAAAUCACUUCUACAAUUCCAGAGUGAGGGAUGAUUCAGGACAGCAGCAGCUGAGGCAGCUCAACCUGAGGUACCUGAAGGACUCAGCAGAUGAAGGCAGAUACUGAUGAACCUUUCAUGCUUUUUAUAAAUUAAGCUCUAAAAAACAAAACAAAAGUGGCACUUAGUAAAGGAGCAAUACUUAUUUAAAAAAUAGGAUUUUUCCGUGAUCUACAGCUGGCUUUGGGCAGAGCAUAUCAACAGAGCUUUAAUUUAGAUUCUAAGCCUGCUCUAUUAUAAUUUGAAUUUUGGUGAUGGGAGCAGUACUUCAAAGCAAUUAACAGGUGAUUUCUCCCCAUUUCACUCCUGUCCCCUCCCACCUUGAUGAGUUACACGGCUGCUCUGGGAAUCAUCUACUUGCUGGAGUCAGAUUUUCUCAUUUUUGUGUCCUGUAGUUCGGACUGGAUCACAGCAGUGAGGUUUGGGGUUGGGAAUGUUGCUAGGUGAAUGUGAACCUGGCCAAGUGAAGCUGAAGAAUGAGGAGUUUUUGAGGAAAUGCAGCCAAGGAUGGAUGAGACUGGGUUAAAUUCAGUGAAUGCUGAUUUCAAGUGGCAAAAAAAGGCAGCUUGAAAAUUAUAUUUCUUCCCUCCCAUGUUUUCCCAUUUACUUACGGGAAGCUUAUGGCUAAAGACAAAGUGGAGGACAGAUAGCAAAUUGUAGAAGACUGGGAGGAUAUAAAAGAACAGAGCCUGGAAAAUUCUAUUUCCUUUGGAUGAAAGAAAAAUACUAAACCUGAGAGUAUAAGAGGGAGAUGAGGGAGGAGAAAUGUUGGAUCCUUGCUGUGAGCGGGCAAUCCUGGAUGAAGAGGGAGCCCUGUCCAGGUUUAAGGAUGCCUUGUGGAAGCAGUGGAAGGACAAGGAGGAGCUGCAGAAGGGGUUUGGAAUUGGCAGCUGGGUCUCUAAAUGCAGCUCAUCUCCUUGGUGUGAAUUCUGGUUCCGUGUCCCUCCCCACGGCUGGAGCUGGGCAGGACACUCAGAGACACCUGCAGGAGGAGCUGGCCUGGCUCCUGGCAGGCAAAUAAACCUUUCUUUCAGCUUUUCUCCCAAGUUAGACCAAUAAUCUGGAACACUGCUCACAAUUCUUAAUUAGGAUUUUUUUCCUCCUGAUUUCAAGGGCAUUUUUAACAUCGAUGGCAUCGCCAGGGCUCUGGUUGCUUCUGCCUUAAAUCCUUGCCCAGUUCCAGCACGGUGCUGGUUUUCCUCUGUUGGCUCCUGAAACCCUCAUGCAGCAUUUCCUCCCCCAUUUCAGGAACGUGCAGCUCUCCUUACGGGAUUUUAGUUGGAUUUGCAGCAUUUCUGUAAAUUAUUUUUGUUAUUUUUUGGAGCAUCUCUACAUUUUGUUGGUGGAAUAUUUGUGUGCUGGAGUAAGAGCCUCUUGAUGAUGUUUUUUGCUCUUCAGUUGAUGAUAAAUCUCUGUCCUGAAACACCUUUUUGAGAGCUGGAAGUUCAGGAAGUAAGAUUAUUGCUAUGACAUAGAUUUUGUUUAAUUUUUUUUUAAAUGAGUAAUUACUUUUCUUAAAGAACUUGUAAACUUUGUCCCAAUAUCCCUUCAUAUCUAAGUUCUCUGAUCCGCUGUUGUAGGUUGCGUGUGAAGAAAUACAGAUUUGUGUUCUAGGAAGUCUUAUUGUUAAUAUUUUAAAUAGUGAUGUGAAAGCCUGAGUGCUUCUGUCAUAUUUUUAUUUGUUUUGUGUUCUGUGUAUCACUGCUGAAAGUUGUGUUUAUUUGGUGAGUUUGGAGCCAGCAGUCAACACCAUGGUACCAAAAUAUCUGCUUUCUUUUCCUGGGAAAUCUGUUAAAAUUGGAGACAUGUCCAGUUCAAACUUCCCCAGUAAUUAAAUUGGAAUUCUUUGUAGAUUGGCUAUACUUGAGCAAAAACUCCACUUUAGGAGUGAGUAAAAGAGUGGGUGAAGAUGAAAGAGGCUUGGGGAGAAAUGUGUUUGAUUGACCCAGAGCAGUGAAGCAUCAAACCCAUCAAAACCCAGAUUUAUAGGAGUGUAAAGAACAGGAUUUGGAAAAAAAAUGGUCCUUAAGUGAUGCUAAACAACUUUAAGGCCCUGCAUGUUAAAAAGAGAGGAAAAAUAAACUUUUCUUUGUGAAGGGGCAUAGGGGGGCCUUGAGCUUAACGUAAUGUCAGGCAAAGUUUGUACAUAGUUCAGAGUUUUUAAUUUUUUUUAUAUGAUGCAUUUUUUCAAGUGUAUUUUGGUCUUUAAUAGAUGCAAUUGUAAGUACUGUGUACACUCUCCAGCUAAUAAAAUUUAUAAACUGA